Messenger RNA from Magnolia sinica, 1177 nucleotides. RefSeq lists its product as uncharacterized. The transcript has 9 exons. The record is from RefSeq and is a predicted model, not a curated record. NCBI's taxonomy places the organism in Eukaryota, Viridiplantae, Streptophyta, Magnoliopsida, Magnoliales, Magnoliaceae. Bases 16 to 996 code for a protein of 326 amino acids.
UUUAGCACGUACGAAAUGCGUGUGGAGAGGGACUGGUGUGGGGCAGCAAACCUCCCAAGAGGAUAUCUAUCUUCCUACUCGCAAGAGAACGAGCGAACGACAGAGAGAGCAGCAGAUACGAUGCCUAUCACAGCAGCAGCAGUGGCAGCCAUAGGAGCCUCAGGACCAGGAGGAGUCAUCUUAUGCUCGUCUCGUAUCAUCCUCAGCCACCGUGUCCGCCUCAUCUCCUCAUUCUCCUCCCUUCCUCCUCCAACAGCAUCCUCACCGUCCCUUCCCAGGCCCACCACCACCUUCUUCCUCAACCGUUCAUCCCAUCCCAGACUCAUCUUCGUCGCCAAUGCCGUCGAUUCGACCCAACCUUCAACUGCACCUUCGACUGCCCCAGGCAAGACGAUCGUGUCGGAUGAGGAGUUCUCCCUCGCCAAGGUCUCAUUUGGUGUUAUUGGACUAGGUGUUGGUGUUACACUUCUCUCAUAUGGAUUUGGAGCAUAUUUCAAUAUUCUCCCUGGAUCUGAAUGGUCUGCAAUAAUGUUAACUUAUGGCUUUCCUCUUGCAAUAAUUGGCAUGGCUCUUAAGUAUGCAGAGCUCAAACCAGUGCCGUGCAUAACCUACUCUGAUGCUCAGAUGUUGAGGGAAACGUGUGCCACUCCUAUUCUUAAGCAGGUCAGAAAUGAUGUUAUAAGAUUUCGAUAUGGAGAUGAACAACAUUUGGACGAGGCCUUAAAACGGAUAUUCCAAUAUGGUCAGGGUGGAGGAAUUCCACGGAGAAGUGCACCUAUUCUGAAAAUGAUCCGUGAGGAAGUCACUGAACAAGGAAAGUACUGCUUAGUCCUUGUGUUUGAGGCAAAAGCAUUGCAGUUAUCAGAUUUUGAACAAAGACAGGCGAAGUUUGCUUCGUUCUUUGGACCUGGAAUCACUGCAGAAAUUGCAAAAGGCGAGAACAGUCUCUAUGAAGUCCGUCUUAUCUCCAACACAACCUCACAGCCAAGUGUAUGAUACCACCAUAUCGUACUACACAUGAUUAAUUUCUUCAUCAUUUGACUACUGGCCUGCUGCUCACGACAGUAUCCCCUCUGUAAAAUUCAUAUGUAUAAUAUGCAAAAUCAAAUGGAGAGCCAAUGAAUGGACUUCAAAGCUGAGUAUUGAAAAGGUAUAAUGAUGGUGACCUUUCUUGUUA